AUGAUGACUUUUAUCUUGCUCGUUGCGUGUUCCAGCUCCCUUCCGCCGCCGUCGCUCCGGCCUCCUUCCACAGGCGGAGGGGCAAGGCGAGGUGCGAUGCAGACGCCCGGAAAGCGGGCAGGAGGCGUCAGCUUGGGGGCACGCGGGGAAUUUUAUUCGUAA
Messenger RNA from Chondrus crispus (carragheen), 162 nucleotides. RefSeq lists its product as hypothetical. The transcript has a single exon. The record is from RefSeq and is a predicted model, not a curated record. NCBI's taxonomy places the organism in Eukaryota, Rhodophyta, Florideophyceae, Gigartinales, Gigartinaceae. The coding region runs from base 1 to 162 and encodes 53 amino acids.